CUCACACUAAACCUGCUGUACUGCUGUAAAGGCUUUACUAGUGUCCUGUUAUUGUUACUUGUAGCUUUCUUUCCUUAAAACUGUCUUACAGCAAUGAAUGUGAGGCUGACAGGCCUGCUGCUAGCCAGUUUUGUUAUUUUGGCUCCGGCAAUGUAUUUUGAUUUAGGGGAACAGGAGGAAAAGUGUAUCAUUGAGGAGAUUCCAGAGGACACACUUGUGUCAGCAAGUUGGAUUAAAUCACAACAUGAGGGCAACUUUCUGCUAGAGCACUGGGAUGAAAAUAAGAAGGGCAAUAUCCGACAUCUUGGUUUGACUGUGACUGUGAGAGACCCUAACCAUGCGGUGGUCUUGUUAAAACGCUUUGGAAAAUAUGGAAAAUUCACCUUUACAUCCCAAGCUUCGGGUCAGCAUUACUUGUGUAUGCAGUCCAACUCCACCAGGUUCUCAGUGUUUGCUGGUGAUCGUCUGAAAGUACAUUUAGAUGUCCAAAUGGGUGAGCAUACCAUUGAUCCUAAUGCUGAGAAGGCAAAGGACACCAUGAAGGUAAUGGAGAACAACUUGCAACAUCUCAUUGACCAGAUGCGUUACAUUAGCAGGCAGCAAAAUUUCCAAAGGGAACGUGAGGAGAAGUUUCGCCAAAUGAGUGAGGAAACAAAUGGAAACGUUUUGUGGUGGGCCAUUAUUCAGACAUCAAUACUACUCUCUGUUGGAAUCUGGCAAAUGAAAAACCUCAAAAACUUUCUCAUUGAAAAGAAGUUGGUUUAGCUUUAUGAAAUGGCUAACUGUGUGUUUUGAUAACUGUAACACUGUUGAAGCAUUUAGAAAAAUGUGUAAGUCUAAUUUACCUCAUCUGAGCAUAAACUGUCAUCUACCCUGCUAUAACUGAACUGAUUUUAAUAAAUCCAUAUUACAUACUU
Molecule: messenger RNA, 917 nt
Organism: Labeo rohita (rohu)
Lineage: Eukaryota; Metazoa; Chordata; Actinopteri; Cypriniformes; Cyprinidae
Product: transmembrane emp24 domain-containing protein 11
Exons: 6
Coding region: 94-765 (223 amino acids)
Biological process (GO): Golgi organization; intracellular protein transport; endoplasmic reticulum to Golgi vesicle-mediated transport
Cellular component (GO): Golgi apparatus; COPII-coated ER to Golgi transport vesicle; endoplasmic reticulum
Source: RefSeq, a predicted model, not a curated record